AACCACGGCGAACACGACGCUUUCCGCCUGUCCCGCCCGCUAAUUGCUGCAAUUCCUUGGACACGCUUCCUCGCAUUGCAUUCAUACUUAGUUUACUCCCUCGAGUUGCCUUUGACGAGUAAACCUUCUGUCUCCUCCACUUGGGAACCUACUUCUUUCUUCCCACCUGCCUAACGAGAACCCAAUCUCACACUCAAAUCACUGUUUCAGUUGUCCGGACUUUUCACAGACAUCGUCAACACCGAGUCGCUACUUGCAAAAUGACGGCGGAUCAGGGGUUUGGUGGACCGGUCGAGAGAUCGAGGAAUUUGUCCACUUCGGCUCCAGGACCUAAUGGAGAGGGUGACGCGACUAGACCUGAGAAGGAGGUCAAGAGAAAACCCACCGAGGAUGAAAAGGACGAGACAGUACAGACAUCACAAGUUUCACCGCGCCGGUGCGACGACCCAUCACAAACCACCACUGGCCCCGUGGCCGCACCACUCUCAAGGGAGCCUUCCGCUGAUGGCUUAUCAACACCGAGCCCUGCCCCUGAGGGCCGCAAAUCUCCCGCCCCUUAUCAACCCCUAGAGCCCCCAGUAACCAGGUCAAGCCUGAGUGAACUGGAAGUCUCCAAGAUUAUCAACAACCCCAAACUCCGACACGAUAUUAACUUUGACCCUGAGCUGCACUUUAGACCGAAUGUGGAGGGCGACAAGGGCCGAAGGAAACACGACCGGGCCAGCAUCUUUUGGACCGCCCUGAAGGAGCAGUUGGUAGAGUUUAUCGUGGACCGAUCCAGCUUUUACGAGAAGCACGGCAUGGAAGAUGAUUGGUGCCUUCCUAAACUUCUCAAGGCCGUCAAGGACAUUAUUCAGACUCUGGUACCCCAGCGGGACCGACAAUUUCUCGACGAGGGUCUUAAUGUCGAGCUUCUGAUGCAGCAGUUCCACAAAGGGAUCGCCGACCUGGAGAAGCUGGCCCUGUGGCUCUCGCGUGUGCUCAAAUCACACUGCGCACCUAUGCGGGACGAGUGGGUGGAUUCCAUGUACAACCAAUUAAGCAGCGGCAACCGCAACAACGACGUUGAUGAGCUGGUCAAUGGUAUGCGCAGUCUGCUGAGUGUGCUGGAGGCGAUGAAAUUGGACGUUGCGAACCACCAGAUUCGAUGCCUGCGGCCUGCUCUGAUCGAGGAGACGACUGCUUUUGAGCAGAAGUUCCUGAUGAAGAAACUACGGAACCGCAAGAUGGAUAUCGGGGAUGCGAAGCCCUGGUACCGUGACGCCGCCAGGACGUACUCCGGCAAUGGAGGCACGACCUCAUCGGCUUUUGGAGACAUGGGUAUCUUCUUCGAGGGUCUCUCACGAUCGAUGCUGCCUUCAGCAGGCGAUAAGCCCCUUCCUGGCACUUUCUUCUUCGACGAAGACCGAAUGAGCCGAGUGAGGUCUGAUAUCCUCGACGCUAUUAAUCUGGAUGUUUGCAUGCGUAUGUACGAAGACUUGGAGAGGAUAGCCCGGUUCAACACGACGCCUGCGUUCUCUAACCACGCCUCGGAGGACGAGCCCCUGAUGCCGUCGAUGAUCAACAACGAGUUCAACUUCAACACUCCUCCUUCGCACUCCAGGCCGGCGAGCCUUGCCCUGAGCUCCGCUGGCUCCGCUUCUUCGUCCCCCCGAUCCUCUCUGAUUAUGCCUUCUUACAUGGUUCCCGACAUGAACGAGUCCAAGACAAAGGCACGCAAUCUGCGCGACUCGCUCGUGGCUCUUCUCCAGCAGGCUCCUCAUGACCUCCACAACCUCGACCGCUGGCGCGCCAUGGCACCAUCGAUGGCACUCCAGAUCUUCCGAUUUACCAACGCACCUUCCGAGAUGCUUCCCGCAUUCGAAGAGAAGCUCACCCAGAACGUUUCCAAGAUCACAUCGCCCAUCUUCGAGGAGGUCGAGGAGGCUUAUCGCAUCCGACUCGUUGCGGAACUGGCCACGCGGGUCCGUUACUUCAAGUCGCUCUCGGGCGUGUGUCUGUUUUCGAUCGCCACAGGCAACCGCGUGCCGAGCAACAACCGUGGCCUGGAUGCUGGACGAGAUCGAGACUUGGAUGCCGCCAUUCGCGUGGGGCAGCAGGAGGGCGGAAUCGAAGACAUUGCUACUCGCAUUGCCCACGUGGGCGUUGUGCACUGGAGAAUCUGGGCUCGCAUGGCCUAUGUGGAUGAGGACGACAUGUCGAUGGACUAAACUGGGCAUCUCAUCGGGCUGCGUUACAUCAGGCAUGGCAGCACGUCCAGCGACUCACCAACAACUACACUUCGCAACCUCCACUUCACCUCUACUACACUCUUCUAA
Ilyonectria robusta is the source of this 2318-nucleotide messenger RNA. RefSeq names its product T-complex protein 11-domain-containing protein. Lineage: Eukaryota; Fungi; Ascomycota; Sordariomycetes; Hypocreales; Nectriaceae. The transcript is spliced from 2 exons. The record is from RefSeq and is a predicted model, not a curated record. The coding region runs from base 261 to 2210 and encodes 649 amino acids.